CCGCAGACGCCAGCGAGCCAAUCGGCGCCGCGCCGGGAGUUGCUCCGCGGCCAAUGGGAGGGCGCACUUGAGGCGCCGGCGGCGCUGGCCGUUCUUAUUGCUGCGCAGGGCGUCGUCGCUGCAGCUGCCGCCGCGGUGUGAGGGGCCGGGGCCGCCGCCAUCGAGGGUCGUCACACAUGUCUGGCAGGACGGCGGGAAGGGGUCCCCGGGCCUAGCCUCGUCCCUGGCCUUCUGGUGGCCGUCUUCUUUUGGGGGAAGGUUAUUUAUAGACAACUGUAGAAGAACUGUAACUGUGAUGUUUUAUGUUUGAACAAUGGCAAUGAAUGAUAGCGUUAAUAUCUUGAACUCUGCUUAUCUGGCAGUGGAGUAUAUAGACUCUUUCUUGCCUGAUAAUCCACUGCAGCAACCAUUUAAAAAUGUUUGGAAUUACAUGCUGGAUAACUACACGAAGUUCCAGAUUGCAACCUGGGGAUCACUUAUAGUUCAUGAAGCUUCAUACUUCUUGCUCUGUGUACCUGGAUUUGUCUUCCAGUUCAUACCAUACAUGCAAAAGUAUAAAAUUCAACAGGAUAAACCAGAAACAUGGGAAAAGCAGUGGAAGUGUUUCAAAACACUCCUCUUCAAUCACUUUUUCAUUCAACUGCCUUUGAUUUGUGGAACCUAUUACUUCACAGAAUAUUUUAGUAUCCCCUAUGAGUGGGAAGAAAUGCCUAGAUGGUAUGUUCUACUUGCCCAGUGUUUUGGAUGUGCAGUCAUCGAGGAUGCCUGGCACUAUUUCCUGCAUAGAUUGUUGCACCACAAGAGAAUAUACAAGUACAUCCAUAAAGUUCACCAUGAGUUUGUAGCUCCCUUCGGAAUGCAAGCAGAGUAUGCACAUCCUCUGGAAACGCUUAUCCUUGGAACUGGCUUUUUUAUUGGAAUUGUUGUUUUCUGUAACCAUGUGAUUCUUCUGUGGGCAUGGGUAAUAUGUCGUUUGAUGGAAACCAUUGACGUACACAGUGGCUAUGAUGUUCCUCUGAACCCUCUUCAUUUGGUGCCUUUCUAUGCUGGAGCCCGUUUUCAUGAUUUCCAUCACAUGAACUUUAUCGGCAAUUAUGCCUCAACCUUCACAUGGUGGGACAGAAUCUUUGGUACAGACUCUCAAUUCAUUGCCUAUAAAGAAAAAGAGAAGAAACAGCAGCUCAUGAUGAAAAAGAAGGCUAACUAAACUUUCAGUGUAAACAUUCUGAUGCUAAUACUGGUAGUCUACUUUGCUUUUCUUUAAAGCAAAAUGGUGAUCGAGUAUUAAGCAUAAAUCUUGUUCCUUGGCUACUAAGUGGUAGGGAAAAACCGCUAAUUACACUGCAGUAUCUUCCUAAUUGGGAAUGCUUUCUAUCUUAUACAUAAGUACUGCAUAUAUAUUUUAACUACAGACUUAAAGAUGAUGCAAAAAAUCUUAGAUUACUUGGAUGCACUUGUUUGCAGGAAUUUUAUUCAAUUUUAUCUUUAAUAUUGCCCACUUUGGAGCUAGGUAAAAUUAUAAAUGCACGCUGAAAUUGGACUUAACUUUUUUAAAAUAUGUAUUCUCAAAUUUGCAGUAUCAAACAGCAGAACAUAUGAACUGGUAUCAGCACUAUGUUAUUUACAUAAUGGGUAAAAUUUGCUUAAAACCAAAACAUCUGUUAAUAAGGAGCUUGGGCAGGCCAUUUGCACACUGAAUAAUGCGAACUGUUAAUACCAGAAGAGCUGGCUAAAUGCUAGUUAUCAAGAUCAGGAAUGUCUCUGCUUUCAUUACAUUAUUUUAGAUUACAGAUAAAAAGGGUAGAAAUUUUUAUUUGAAGAAACCAUUUUUGCUGCUCUUUGAAGUUGCUCUGUCAGUGUAAUUAGCAUUUACAUUACAUUCCUUUCUGUGUGUUGUAAUUUGCUGAACUGACUUGUUGCUACAUUUGCACUUGUGACUGAUGGAAUAAAUGUGAUUUUGGUUUGAGGUGUA
Molecule: messenger RNA, 1972 nt
Organism: Dromaius novaehollandiae (emu)
Lineage: Eukaryota; Metazoa; Chordata; Aves; Casuariiformes; Dromaiidae
Gene: MSMO1
Product: methylsterol monooxygenase 1
Exons: 7
Coding region: 314-1207 (297 amino acids)
Biological process (GO): sterol biosynthetic process
Cellular component (GO): endoplasmic reticulum membrane
Molecular function (GO): C-4 methylsterol oxidase activity; iron ion binding
Source: RefSeq, a predicted model, not a curated record